AUGAAGAGGAAGAGGAGCACGGAGGCAAUCUUGAGCAUGGGAACCGAGCCAGCAUACCAAUACGACGUGUUUUUGAGUUUCUGUGGAGGCGACACUCGCUUAACCUUUACUGAUACUCUUUACCACAGGAUGAGAGAUGUUGGAAUAUGUGUUUUCCUUGAUAGUGAAGAACUCAAAAAGGGUAAAAAAAUCAGUGAAGUUUUGAAGGCCGUUGAUGAGUCUCAGAUCUACAUUCCCAUCUUUUCUAAAAAAUUCGCCUCCCGUUCAUGGUGCCUCUGCGAAGUUGCCCGCAUGGUGGAGUGUCAUUCAAAAUCAGAUGGGAAGAGAGAGAUAAUCCCCAUUUUCUAUGAUGUGGAGCCUAAUGAUGUGAAGCUCAUAUCCGAUGUGUACAAGAACGACAUACUCAAGCACAAGCAGAAAGAGCACCGUAAGCCCGAAGAAUUGGAGCAGUGGACAAGAGCCCUUAAAGCGGUUGGAAGUAUAAUGGGACUGGAACUUAAAGGAAAACGCCAUGGGAAAGAAAUUGAAUCGAUUCUUAAACAGGUUUUGUGUAAGCUCAAUGGCCAACAUGUGGAUUUGCCUGGAAAUUUGGUUGAAGAUCAUCGUCAGAUACAAGCCAUAAUAGAAAAGUUGGAUCUUAAUUCUGGUGGUAAACAGUUAUUAACAGAUGUUAGUACUAUGCUGGCUGACCAAAUUAAAGACGUUGGAGAAGGGAAGCAUCGGAUCAAGGCAGUAUGUAAAACUAAAAGAGUCCUCCUUGUUCUUGAUGAUCUAGACAAGGAAGAGCAACUCGACAAGCUAGCUGGAAAAUCUGAUUGGUUUGGUUCUGGUAGCAGGAUCAUUAUCACAAGCAGGAACAAAAUUAUCGCAGAGACUCAAGGUGAAUCAUCCAAUAAAGAGGUUCCAAAUCAAACCGAAAAAAUUGUGGAUUAUGAAGUUCAUGAUAUGGAAUUCGAUCAAGCACUUCGGUUGUUUUGUAAGCACGCUUUUAGAAAUAACUCUCCUACAAAAGAUUACGAAGCCCUCUCACAAGAUAUUGUUCAUAAAGUGGCCAAGCUUCCUUUGGCUAUCCAGGUAGUAGGUUCUUAUCUUUAUGAGCUAGGCUUAGCACCGGAGCCACGUGGUGUUACAAAAAAGCUAUUGGAAGAGACGUUGCAGAAGUUAGAUGAAGGUCCUUUUAAGGACGUCCAAAAAGUAUUAAUGAUCAGUUACGAAGGACUGGAAAAAAAGCCGAAAGAAGUAUUUUUGGAUAUUGCUUGCUUCUUUACUAAUGAGGACAAAACAUAUCCAAUUAUUAUGUGGGAUGAUCUUAAGUACCAACCUGAUAGUGCAAUUUGUGUUCUUCUCCUACGGUCCUUGAUUAAAAUUAGAGAUAAUAAGUUUUGGAUGCAUGACCAAGUUCGAGAUUUGGGAAGGCACAUCAUCCUUGAAGAACAUACUCCCAAAUUUAGCAGGGUGUGGAAAUAUGAGGAUGCUGUAGAACUAUUGAAGAGAAAAGAGGAAAAUGGAGAUGUAGAAGCACUAAGCCUGACUUCCAAUGGCUGCAGCCACAAUUUUACACCCGAAAAGCUAGUAGCUUUACCAAGUCUAAGGUUCAUUCGGGUGAAAGAGUCUGAUUUUUAUGGCAACUUUGAGAAUCAUCCUUCGAAGCUAAGAUGGCUUUCUUGGCAAACACAGCAAAUGACUUUCCAUGUGAAUAACUUUCACUUCAGUAAUUUGGUCGUGCUUGACCUUUCGGAUAGCGAUAUUGAAGAUGGCUGGGGUGGGUGGAACCAAAUGAAGAUGAAUAAACUGAAGGUUCUAGAUUUGACGGGUUGCAUGCGGGUAAAAACAACGCCUGAAUUCUCUAACUUUACGUCUUUGGAGAAGUUAAUUCUUGCUCAAUGUGUCAAUUUAACCACCAUUGACAGCUCCAUUGAUAAGUUGAAACUCCUAGAAACGAUGAAUAUCAUGGGAUGCAAGUCUCUUGGGGAGUUGCCUACAGAAGUUGGAUCACUACAAGCUUUGACAGAGAUUACCAUGCCGCGAAAUUUUCAACCCUUGAAUCUUCCAGAGACAUUUGGCAAUCUAAAAUCAUUGUUAAGCUUAGUAUUAGAUGAGCACCCUGGAAUCACCAGGCUUCCAGGCUCUAUUGGAGGGUUGGUGAAACUUGAACGCUUAUCUUUAUGUGGAUGUGUGGGGAUAAAGGAGCUUCCGCCCUCUGUUGGAGAUUUAUUGUUGGUCGAGUUGGAUAUAUCAAGAUCAGGAAUAGUCGAACUACCUGAUUCCAUUGGAAAGUUAAAGAAACUAAAAGUGAUGAAGGUAAGUUAUACAAAAGUAAGAAAGUUUCCUCAUGCUAUAGGAGGGAUGGAGAAACUUGAAGAGUUACAUGCCAGGAGAUGUUCAGAUCUGACAGAUGAAAACCUGGAAGAAAUUAAGAAGCUUUCCCAUUUGAGGAUAUUGGACUUAUCAUAUACUCAUGUAUCUAGAUUCCCUACAGUGCUAGGUUGUCUCUCUCGUCUCCAAACUCUUGAAAUGAGUUCAAGUCACCUUCCAGAAGUACCGGAUCUUCCCCCAAGUUUGACACACCUCCACAUGCAAGCACAUCACUUCUCAUUUAUCCCUGACCUAUCAAGCCUCAUCAAUUUAGAUUAUCUGGAAUUAUCUAGAUUAACCGUUUCAAAAGUGGAACCUGUCCCAACUUGGAAGAACGAAUCGCCAGAAAAGCAAUUCAUCUUUCCACUUCCAUAUGGUUUGGUAGUCUUGAAAUGCAGGGGCAUUAGUCUACUGCCACCUUAUUCCAACUUAAAAAAUUUGUCAAUUCUGGUUGUCAUUGGAUAUCCAUUGUCACACUUCUCCAUCUCUGAAGACCUAAUACAUUUGAGGGAAUUGAAAGUGAGUAACUGCAAAUUGCUCAUGGAAAUACCCGGUCUAUCACACUUGAAGAAUCUACAGCGAUUGGAUUUGAACAGAUUGAAAAGUCUGAUUGAGAUUAAUGGUUUGUCGGAUCUCGAAUCCUUGAUGGACUUCCGUAUUUCCCAUUGUGAUCGGAUAGCAAGUUUACCCAACUUAUCUAAGUUAGAUAAGCUACAACACAUUGAGCUAGAAGCUUGUCCAAAAAUAAGGGCGAUCAAGGGCAUUGAGGGCUUAGAAAGCUUGAAGUUGGACAAUCAUCGGUGCAUUGUGCUGGAGAGAUUGUUGGACAACUCGAGAUCGAGCUGGCUUUCCCGCAUUGUACCUAAGUGCCAGGUAUUCCUGGGUUUAAGUGGACCGGACACUCCUUAUGGCAUUGUCGAUAUCCUUUAUAAGAACUUGGUUCAUAAGCAAAUUCCCGUUUUUAGGGACGAUGACAAUUUGAGCUCUGGUGAUGAAAUUAACAAAGAGCUUUUGCUAGCACUCAAAGACUCUCGUAUCUACAUACCCUUCUUAUCUAAGAACUAUGCUUCUAGUUGGAGCUUAACAGCAAUUUGUACAAAUGUGCCCUAA
Messenger RNA from Eucalyptus grandis, 3465 nucleotides. Its product is annotated as disease resistance protein RPV1. The coding region runs from base 1 to 3465 and encodes 1154 amino acids. Lineage: Eukaryota; Viridiplantae; Streptophyta; Magnoliopsida; Myrtales; Myrtaceae. The transcript has 6 exons. Gene Ontology annotation, molecular function: ADP binding. The record is from RefSeq and is a predicted model, not a curated record. Gene Ontology annotation, biological process: signal transduction; defense response.